Molecule: messenger RNA, 1227 nt
Organism: Zingiber officinale
Lineage: Eukaryota; Viridiplantae; Streptophyta; Magnoliopsida; Zingiberales; Zingiberaceae
Exons: 5
Coding region: 1-1227 (408 amino acids)
Source: RefSeq, a predicted model, not a curated record
AUGAAUGAGAAUAUUGGGGACAUUGUCUUAGAGAAGGCUCCAAAAAAUGCAAAGUAUACUUCACCAGAUAUUCAGAAAGAUAUUUUGAAUAUUUUUGCCAAUCAAGUGAGAACUAAGAUUCGUAAAGAAAUCGGGGAUGCAAAAUUCUGUAUUUUAGUUGAUGAAGCAAGAGAUACAUCUAACAAAGAGCAGAUGUCUAUUGUAUUAAGAUUUGUGGAUAUUGAUGGUUUUUUACGAGAGCGGUUCUUUGCUAUUGUACAUGUGACUGACACAACUGCUGCAACACUUAAGAAAAAAAUAUCUGAUACUCUUGAUUGUUCAUGCGCAUAUUAUGUACAUUGUUUCGCUCAUCGACUUCAACUAGCAUUAACUGCAGCUGCUGAAAAAGAGCUAGCUAUUGGUGAACGUGAUACUGGUAGAGGAUGUAAUCAAAUUGGAAAUUUACUACGGCCUGGAAAGACUUGCUGGAGUUCUAAUUUUGACUCAAUUUGUAACAUGAUUGAUCUGUAUAGUUCUGUGAUUACCGUAUUAGAAAACAUGGUGUAUGAUGGGUCCUCUAACUCCAUCCGUGGUGAAGCUAGUGAUAAUGGGGUUAACAAAUCUGUUUUGUCGAGCAUUGCAAGAGAAAUCUUUAGAUAUUUAAAUGCAAUGGACUAUGUUUCAACUACUAAAACUUUGCUUCAUACUUUGAGAGAAGAAGGAUUUGCUAUUCUACUUAGUUAUGUGAAAGAAGUUUGUGCCAAGUAUGACAUUGAGAUACCUCAAAUGGAAGCUCGUUAUAAAUCUGCUACAGAUUGUUCUUGUCAACAAAAUGAUUCAAUCACAGUUGAGCAUCACUAUCGAUUUGAUGUAUUUACUGUUGCAAUAGAUUUUCAAGUUGAAGAGCUUAAUAGUAGAUUCAAGGAUGAGGCAGUGGAACUUCUUAAGCUUAGUUGUGCUUUGGAACCUAAAGAAAACUUUAAGCUUUUUAAUGUUGAUCACAUCUAUCGACUUGCUGAGAAAUUCUAUUCUCUUGAUUUUGAUACACAAGAUUUACACCACUUGAGAAUGCAAUUGGAUCACUAUAAGAUUGAUAUUGUUGGCCAUGAAAGAUUUCAGAAUUUAUCAAUUAUUUCUGAAUUAUGUCGAAGAUUAAUUGAAACAAACAAAUCAGGAAGUUAUAAUUUGAUUGACAGGUUGAUUCGUCUUGUUUUAACUCUUCCCGUCUCUACAGCAAAAAAGGAAUGA